Molecule: messenger RNA, 600 nt
Organism: Racocetra fulgida
Lineage: Eukaryota; Fungi; Glomeromycota; Glomeromycetes; Diversisporales; Gigasporaceae
Source: the annotation of a GenBank genome assembly
AUAACAAUAAUGCUGCUUUAUUACUCCAAUUAUUAACAAACCCAAGUGCUUUACAACAAACACUUGCAACUAUUAUACAAAUUCAGCAACAAAGUUUAUCUAUGCCUGAAACUACUUUGCCAGCUAAAUUAAAAGAAGCACAUGAAAAGAGUAUUCCUGCUCCUCCAAAAUGCAAAAACAUAACACCUCCAAAAAAUAAAAAGACAUCGUUUUCAACAAGAAGUUCUCGAACAGUAUUAUCUUUUAGUAAUAUGAUUAAUACAACCAACAAUAAUAACUUUCAACAAUCUUUAUCAGAUGAAAAUUCAUCUUCUACUGAAUCAUCUGAUAAAAAUAGUUCAUCUUUAAUUAAUAAGCAAACCACAUCUCCUACUUUACCAAAUAGAGGAUUUCAGUCUGCACCCCCUAUGAAUGAAAGUGAUUAUUUAGCUGAUGAUGAUAAUAAUGAUACUCAACAAUCAUUUAAUAUAAUUGAAGAUAACAACAAUAAUAAUAAUACUCAACCUUUUAAUGCAAUCGAAGAUAAUAAUAAUAAUCAGCAAGAUUCUGAUAAAAAAAUAAUUGAAGUUGACAAUAACAAUGAUAUUCAACAACAUUCAG